UACUGUGUGUCUGGAAAGGUCCAAUGUUCUAUAAAUAGAGAGGUGCAAAGUCCAAAGCUGUAGCUAGCUAGGGUUAGUUCUCAUCAUCAUCAACAAGAACAGCAGAAGAAAAAGAAGAGUCCGUAAAGGAAUAAAAAUCAAGAACAGAAGAAGAAGAAGAAGAUGAUGGGGAGAUACAGGUGGUCAUCAUGGGGAGAAGGAGGAGGAGAGGGGAAGGUCGGACCUGCAUGGCUUGAAGGGCUGAUGAGGGAGACAUUCUUUGGUGGGUGUGGGGCCCACCAGAAUCAACGCAAGAACGAGAAGAACGUCUUCUGCUUGCACUGUUGCCUUAGCAUCUGCCCCCACUGCCUCCCCUUCCACCGCCUUCACCCUCUUCUCCAGGUGCGAAGGUAUGUUUACCACGAUGUGGUUCGAUUGGAUGACUUGGAAAAGCUCAUUGAUUGUUCCAAUAUUCAGCCUUACACUAUAAACAGUGCGAAGGUGAUAUUCUUAAAUCAGAGGCCACAAUCAAGGUCAUGCAAAGGCAGUGCCAAUGCUUGCUUCACUUGUGAUAGGAUUCUUCAAGAGCCAUUCCACUUUUGUUCUCUUUCAUGCAAGGUGAACUACAUGGUGUACGAGGGUGAAAGCUUGUCCACCAUUUUACAUCGAUUCGAUGAAUCUGACUUCGCAAUUUCGCAGUUCGAGGGUCUAAGAGUUGAUGGCUCAGAGGUCAUAGACGAAGAUUCCCAUUUUGCCCCUACUUCUUCCUACUCCAACACCACCGAGGCUACCAGCAAUUCCGUAAUUUCAUGUGAAGCCAACAACACUUCGAAGAAGAACAAGGGCAAGGCCACUAGGUUCCUCCCUGGAAUUGUUCUCUCUCUUGGCAAUCGAAGAAAGGGUGCUCCUCAUAGGGCACCUCUCUCCUAAGUCUUCAAUCCAAUAUCAUUAUUAUAUAUAUAAUAUAAUAAUAAUAAUAAGGCUUUAUUACAUUCUUAAUAAUAUCUUACUAUUAAUUAGACUAGAGUAUGCCCAAAUAAAAAAAGUUAAAAAAAAAAGAACGUAACAUCUGCUAUGAUUGUUAAUGUGAUAAUAUUAAUGUGUUUGGGGCUGGGGCAAAUUUGUAAUAUGUGCUCUUGUAUUAUAAGUAGCAGCAUUGUGCUUAGGAUUUCUACGAGUAAUUAAGGUAAGGUAUGUGCGCAUGCAAGGCUAGGAUGUUUCCAUCAUCAUCUUAGGUGGUUGUUGAAACCUACCAAUUUUGUACAAUGGAUGCUAUAGAUGGAAAGCGUUGGAAUUAUGUAAUAUUUAUUAAUUAUGUGCUUUUAGUGAGUAGAACGUACAAUUUCUUCC
Molecule: messenger RNA, 1329 nt
Organism: Arachis duranensis
Lineage: Eukaryota; Viridiplantae; Streptophyta; Magnoliopsida; Fabales; Fabaceae
Product: protein RGF1 INDUCIBLE TRANSCRIPTION FACTOR 1
Exons: 4
Coding region: 163-909 (248 amino acids)
Source: RefSeq, a predicted model, not a curated record